AUGGCGCUGAGCACAAUCGAGGGGGUGCCCAACCUCUACGUCGGGGGUCUAUGGGCUCUACGCCGCUCACAGUCACUCCUGGACCGAAAAGUCACCCACGUCCUGUCCCUCGUCUCCUUCAACCCAUCCAGUCUCAAAAAUUUCAAGGACGAGCCCUUUUCCGAGUACGGCAAGCCGUUCAAGCAUCUUCUCAUCGAUAUUGACGACGUCGAAGACUCGGAUCUCCUCAUCGAGCUGCCGAGGGCUGUCAAGUUCAUCGAUGAGGGCCUCCGGGGUGGGAGAAGUCAGCACCAGAGCUCCAACAGCGAUGCCGUUGCUACACCGGCGCCAAGUUCAGCUUCAGCCUCGGAUCCCCCACGAAGUCACCCCAAACGCGGGGCCGUCUUUGUCCACUGCGCCGCCGGCAAGUCUCGCUCCAUCUCCGCCAUCAUCGCCUAUCUCCUGUGGCGUUACCCAGACCGCUUCACCGGCCCUGCAGGCGCAGAGCUGGCCGCGACUCUACCAGAGGCCCAGGAUCCGGAAGACAGCUACAAGUCCUUCAGCGAGCCCGUCCGGGCGGCCCUGGCGCUCAUCAAGCAGACACGGCCCCUUGCCGGCCCCAACACGGGCUUCAUGGCCCAGCUCGAUCUGUGGUGGCAGAUGGGCUGCCCUGCCGACGGCGAUAUGGAGGCCCAGCCCAUUUACCAGAGGUGGCUGUAUCAACGCGCCGCCAGGGAGAGCCUCGCUGUGGGACAGGCACCGUCACAGCUGUGGUUCGAGGACGAGGCUGCAGCUCAGUCACCGUCACAUCCGGCAGCCUCGUCCCUGUCAUCGUCAUCGUCGCCUUCCCCGGCCCCCACGGCGGACCGGAGGCUCCGCUGCAAGAAAUGCCGCCGCAUCCUGGCCACAGGGCCCUUUAUCGUCCCGCACCAGCCGCGCGCGUCCGAGAGCGGCAGCGAUGGCGACAACAGCACGCUUUCUCCCCCUCCUCCGCCGUCCUCGAGCCCGCUCUGCCAGCACUACUUUGUCGAGCCGCUCAGCUGGAUGCGCGCGGAGCUGGAAAAGGGCGAGCUGAGCGGCCGGCUCGCGUGUCCCAACCCCAAGUGCGGCGCCGGCGUGGGGCGGUACGACUGGAAGGGCUUCCCGUGCUCGUGCGGCGCGCGCGAGGACCCGGCUUUUUCGCUGCAGAAGGCCAGGGUCGAGGAGGAGGUUUCCAGGGCGCCCUUGCGGAUGCCUCCUGGCCGAGGCGGCAGCGGCAGCAAGGGGAAUCUGUGA
Molecule: messenger RNA, 1254 nt
Organism: Trichoderma reesei QM6a
Lineage: Eukaryota; Fungi; Ascomycota; Sordariomycetes; Hypocreales; Hypocreaceae
Product: tyrosine protein phosphatase
Exons: 3
Coding region: 1-1254 (417 amino acids)
Biological process (GO): protein dephosphorylation
Cellular component (GO): nucleus
Molecular function (GO): protein tyrosine/serine/threonine phosphatase activity
Source: RefSeq, a predicted model, not a curated record